Lotus japonicus is the source of this 609-nucleotide messenger RNA. RefSeq lists its product as uncharacterized. The record is from RefSeq and is a predicted model, not a curated record. NCBI's taxonomy places the organism in Eukaryota, Viridiplantae, Streptophyta, Magnoliopsida, Fabales, Fabaceae. The transcript has a single exon. The coding region runs from base 1 to 609 and encodes 202 amino acids.
AUGAUUGAUGCAAUUCCUGUUGAAUCCAACCCUGGUGCUACUAUUGCCAUACAUUCUCCUCUUCCUGGCCCUACACCAAUUGAUCAAUCAACCUCUCACAUCUCACCACCUAGGCCUUCAUUCUUUCAACCUUCCAUUCAAGAAGAACCCCUCUGGCAAAUGCUCCAAACUCCAAAGUCCACUGAACAAAACUCACUUAUUAUACUUCCAUAUCCUCCAACAGCCUCUAAAACACAAGCCCUUGAAACACAAACCUCUGAAAAGCAGGACUCUGAACCUAAACACUCUGAUAGAGAAACUCUCUCUCCUGCUCCCUCUGUCUCCUUUCCUACCAAUGUCGCCAUUUCUUCUUCAUCCAACAACUCUGAGACCACUAGGCAAUUCUUUCAAGUUGCACAUGAAAAGCUCUCAGAAAUUCCUGAAUAUUACCUGAACGUUCCUAGCCCAAGGCAAUAUCCUGGACCCAGACCGGAACCUAUGGUUGCUCCUGAUUUUCCAAUCAGAGCGGUCCCUCUGACUUCAGUGUCACCACCUCGUCCUCUUUCUCCUCCUCCUGAGAAAGAAAAGUCUGUCUCAAACCACUCUUCUGUCAAAUCUCCAAAUCCUUAG